CUGUAAUUGAUUUUAUAUAACUAUGUCACAUUAAAUAUAUUUCAUAGAUGAUUUAUUAUGUUAAAAGUGAAAUUGGUUGUAUUAUUCGUUUUGAUCCUUGUUCCAAUUUUAACUGACGCGAGUUAUUGUGAAAUAUGUGUAAACCACACUCUUUGCCAAUAUCCUAUUUCAGGACCGAGCAAAACAUGCAUCGAGUACGACGUUGCUGCCCUCCUUACAAGAGGCGAUAUUUCCGAUAUUGUGCACAGAAUAAACGACCGGCGGAAUUUCAUCGCAUUGGGCCUGUCGAAUCGGCUACCACAAGCGGCGAACAUGCGGAAAAUUAAUUGGUCUAAAGAACUAGCCACAAUAGCCCAACGAUGGGUUGACCAGUGCGAUCCUUCGAUCAACCCAGACAAAUGGGAUAGCUGUCGAGAUUUGGCGGACGUUGCAGUAGGUCAAAAUGUUGCCACAAUUAUCGGUCCAGCUCCAGGCCUCAGCGUCAAGAGCUUUAUUGACAUGUGGCUCAUGCAGAAGCUGGACUACACCGGCAGUGUUUCUUACUAUAACCAGUCCAGGGAUGCAAAAUCUGGUUACCUUACUCAAUUAAUUUGGGCUGCAACGGACUCCGUCGGAUGCGGGAGGGCGAAGUUUUACAUAGAAGACAAAAACAUUGUAGUCGAGAGACUCAUAUGUAAUUUUGCGCCAAGAGGAAACCUUCAAGGUAAACCUGUCUAUGCCGUAGGUUUUGCGGCAACACAAUGUCCAGAAAGUCUUUUUCCAGACUAUACAAUGAAAGGUCUUUGUACUGUACGCAAACAAACAACAGGCAAUUUCAAACAUAGAAGUUCUACCGCAACUAGCUUCUUAAGAGUGAUUAACUUAUCCAAUGAGUCAGUAAAACAAGAAAUAGAUCCACUCAAAAAUAACAUGAAGCAAGUAAAAUUGCAUGGACCCAGUGAUCAAAGAAACCAGAAAAUUAGACAUGUACUUAUGAACAAUGUGAACAAUUCACAUGGUAAAUCUGACAAGCCACUUUUCCCUCCACGCCGUAUUCCGUGGAAUAUUCAAACCAGUAGUCCAGGAAAUACACCAGUUGAACAAUAUGAAACAGAAAAAGGACACUCUAAAGUUUACCAUGGUUAUGAUAAAGACAAUUUUAUACCACGAAUUACGCAAAGUAGCAAUCAAGAGUUCCGAAGGUAUGAUUUCACAACGGAAGCAUAUGUAGCAACAUACGCUACCAGCGAUUUAAGGAGACAUGGAAUUCCGGAUCCGUUAAAUUCAUGCUCCCGGCGACCGAACUGCAAUGGUUGUGUUGACAACAGUUGCGGCAAUAGCUGCCGUACUCCCGGCUGCAACAAUGGUUGCAUCUCUAACAGAUGCACUAGAGGCCAAAGAAAGGAGUGUUGUCAUGAAAAUCAACCAUGUGCACAUGGAGGGGCGCAAAUGAUGUGUCGUCAUGACUCAUACCCCUAUACUCCACUUCCCUGCCCUCCUAUAUGUCCACCAGCUUGUCCUCCGGCCCCUUAUCCAUGUUGCGAAACUACCUAUUGCAAUAGUCAUACAACUUGCUGUCCUAAGAUUGGUAGACGAGACCAAAGUGAGGGUAAUAUAGGUGAGACCAGAAAAUCAGGCGAGCUGCAUUACUAUGACCUUUUGCCAAAUCUAGCUGUUCGGAGUGGUGAUGCAGAGAUAGAAAGAUCUUUGUUACCAAAAAAAAAAUUGAAUGUACUUUGGCCCAGUAUAACCCAAAACGUACUAAGUACACUUAAAGCACAUAAAAAAAAAGAAUAUCAUGAAAGUAAUGAUGAGGUAAAAACUCAAUUUGAGCACCCAAAAUACAUAAGUGAUGGAGCCGAUUUCUUAUACGGUUCGUUUGAUUACAGCGACAGAGUCAGACGAGAACCUGAAGAUCAUGUGACUUUCAAACCAUUUUGGCAACUAGAUGAGUACAGUAACUUGAAACCCUCACAAUUAAAAUCAUUACAUUACACAACGUUAAAGAAAAAUAGAAAAAAAUGGCCAGUGUCUGUCACCACUCAGACAGAAUCAAUUACUAUUAAACUUGAAAAUAGUGAAAUAGAAGUAGAUGACGACGAAGAAAACGAAGUAACAGAAAAAUACUUAUCUUUUGAUGAAUUAAUGCACUUAAGAAAAAUAAAUGCAGGUGGAUAUGAUGCACGACGAGAUAAGAAAAAGCCAGAUAAGAAAAAAUCACAAAAGAAAAAGCCAGAUAAACAAAAGCUAAAAGAUAAAAAUGCCAAGACUACAAAAAAAACCAAGACUACAAAAAAAGCCAAGCCUACAAAAAAAGCCAAGACUACAAAAAAAGACAAGACUACAAAAAAAGCCAAGACUACAAAAAUAGCCAAGACCACAAAAAAAGCCAAAGUCACUACAGCUAAGGUAAAAACAACGACACCGCAGACAGACAAACUUAAAGUGGAUGAGGAUAAGGAUAAAAAAAAAGAAACAGAAAAUAAAAACGACAAAAAGGAGACAACAAAAGCAACUAAACUACAACCGACUGCAGCAAGUCUACCAUUAAAUUACACAACAAAUACACCAUUUCAGCGAAAAAAACAUUGCACGCGACAACUUACAUGUACUUGGACAGUAGCUACCGUUACUGCAAGUGAUGGAAGUGUUGUGAUAGGUGGCGGUGGUGCCGUUCAUGGUUCUCGAACACCACCUGGAUAUGUGGAGGGAUGUACGCGUACAUCCACUUGUACCCGAGACUUCCAAAAUAGAAAUAAAUACAUGACACCAGAAAACGAAGAAACAAAUAGAGGGGAUGGGGGAGGUAACGAUGAUGGUGAUGAUAGCAAUGACGAAGGAGAUUACUGCGAUCGACGUGCCCUUGAUGUAAAAUUACGAAAUUUUGAAGGAGAGCCCGAACAUAACCACGGAAGUCCUGAAACACACACCGUUCCAGCAACCACUCCACCAUACCAUAAUCCUGGUACUACACCAAUGUGUAAAACAGAUAAACUUGGAAGUGGUCCUACGGAUCACUGUGAUUGUAAUGAAGAAAAUAUUAGACCAAAAAGGCAUCUUAGUAGUGAUCAAAUUAACAUAAAUAGUCACGGAUGUCACGCUAAUUGUGAUAUUCGCAAUACAAAUCAACAAGAUCAGUUACUAUCUUACGGUGAACUGUAUUACUUAGUCCUAAGCAAAAUUAUGAAAACUUGGGGUGAAAUUGAGAACUCUAAGCAUUCUGAAAAUUGUGAAUGCAGUGGCAGUACAACCUUAUCAGUUUGCUAUCUUGGACUUGCGCUUAUUAUUAUAUUUAACGCGAUGCAGUAGUUGAAUUUUAUUUUACUUGACCAACAUUUUUAUUAUACUUAUAUACAUUAAUUAAAUUAAAAUUUGAUCAAUAAAUGUACAUCCAUUAUC
Hyposmocoma kahamanoa is the source of this 3378-nucleotide messenger RNA. RefSeq lists its product as uncharacterized. The transcript is spliced from 8 exons. Lineage: Eukaryota; Metazoa; Arthropoda; Insecta; Lepidoptera; Cosmopterigidae. The record is from RefSeq and is a predicted model, not a curated record. The coding region runs from base 58 to 3288 and encodes 1076 amino acids.